Molecule: messenger RNA, 4825 nt
Organism: Silurus meridionalis
Lineage: Eukaryota; Metazoa; Chordata; Actinopteri; Siluriformes; Siluridae
Gene: abcc10
Product: ATP-binding cassette, sub-family C (CFTR/MRP), member 10
Exons: 21
Biological process (GO): transmembrane transport
Cellular component (GO): membrane
Molecular function (GO): ABC-type transporter activity; ATP hydrolysis activity; ATP binding
Source: RefSeq, a predicted model, not a curated record
CCGGUGCGAAGUGCUGCCUCAAGAGCCGAAGCCAAAACCCUAACGGCGUCCUCGGAUCACACGUCAUGUCCUGAGGUCCAGAGUGAUGGAGGACAGUUCGAGGGUUCCAGGAUCGUAUCGGAGCUGUGUGGGAGCGAGGAGGACUUUCUAUAUCCAGCGUGGAGGAACGGCACCAUCAGUCCCUGCUUUAACCACGUCAUCUGUGGAUCUCUUGCACACGCUGUUACUGCAGUGUUAAGCUCCUGUUAUCUCAGUGCUCCGAGGCUCAGGUCCACUUUACCUUCGCUUCCUGUCGGCUGGAUCUUCAGGUCUGUUGCUGCGCUUUUGCAGGUGUUUGUUUUCAUCACGGAUUUGGGUUUGGUGUUCGCUCUUCACCAGCGAGACCUUUAUGUGAACGUCUUGGCAGAUGGAUGUGGAGUUGUUGCGUGGCUCGUCCACUUCUGGGCCGUUUUGUCCUUGCAAAGAUCUGCGCACAGAAGGACACGAGGUCCACCCUUUUUUCUGAUCCUGGCUCUUCUUCCUGCUCCUAACGUAGUGUUUACGCUGAUCACUCAGGCUCAAGAUCUCAGUAGCGAGAACUUUUUUCUGCUCGGAAGGUUUGCGUUGUCAGUUUGCAGGGCAGCCCUGGUCCUUACGUACCUUCUAGCCUUUCUCUUUCCUUGUUUCACGUCUCAAAGUGCGUCUCUGCUCAUAAACACGCACGAUGAGGCUCCUCUAAUUGUUUCGGAGCCUCCUGAGAGAGAAGUGGUGGCAGAGGAUGGCUGCAGCUUCCUAUCCAGGUUUCUCUACUUGUGGUUGAAUGUUCAACUAAGGCAGGGUGAGCGUGGGGAGCUGGAGAAACCUGGCGAUGUCCUACAACUGCCCCAAAAGCUACGGACCAAAUUGGUGACACUGCGCUUUAAUCGGUGUUGGGAACAGUGUCUGAAAAACAGAGUGCCAAGGACACUUGAAGGGCACCAGCAAAACAGUUCAUACAGUACAAUCCAACCUGAGGAAAUGAGCCACCAUGAGGUGAGACUCUUCAGGGUGCUACACAAGGCUUUUGGUCCACGCUACUACCUCCUUGGUGUGCUAAAGCUGGUGGCCAGUCUGCUAGCAUUUGCAGGACCUCUUCUUCUCAGCUGGCUAGUAGGUUUCAUGGAGACUGAUGGCGCACCUCUGAGCAGGGGGGUCUGGUGUGCUGUAGGACUCUUCUCCAGCACUUUAUUAGCAGCGUUCCUUCGCAACGUCUUUGUUUUUGAAGUUUCGAAGGUGUCCCUGCAGGCCCGGGCUGCCGUGGUUUCCACGAUCUACGCUAAAGCUUUGCGGGUCAGCAGCUCGGAGCUGGCGCGCUUUACAACAGGCGAGGUGGUCAACUACAUGAGCACAGACACGGACCGACUAGUCAAUUUCUUCAACAGCUUCCAUGAAGUUUGGAGUCUGCCUUUCCAGUUCCUCCUGGCUCUUUACCUGCUUUACCUCCAGGUGGGCGUGGCCUUCCUGGGAGGACUGGGCGUGGCUUUUCUGCUUUUGCCUCUCAAUAAGGUUCUGGCAACUUGCAUCCUGGAGAACAAUAAGCACAUGCUGACACACAAAGACAACAGGGUGAAGCUCAUGACUGAAGUCCUUUUUGGAAUCCGAGUUCUGAAGUUCUAUAACUGGGAGCAGCACAUUGCAGAGAAGAUCAAUCAAAGCCGUGAGAAAGAGCUGAGUCACCUGAAGGCCUUGAAGUACCUGGACGCAGUGUGUGUGUACACCUGGGCAGCGCUUCCUGUCGUCAUCUCAAUCCUUACCUUCGUCACGUAUGUGCUGCUCGGAAACAGUCUUACUGCAGCUAAGGUUUUCACUACACUGGCUCUAGUGGGCAUGCUCAUUCUCCCACUCAACGCCUUCCCCUGGGUUCUUAACGGCACGCUGGAAGCCAAAGUAUCUCUGGACCGCAUUCAGCUCUUCCUCAGUCUGCAUGAUCAAGACUUCAGCGCUUAUUACAGCCAAGUAUCCCCUGAGGAUCCUGGAACCGCCGUGAGGUUGACCCGAGCCAAUUUCUCAUGGAAAAAUCCAGAUCUGCAGUUUAACUCUGAUUUGAAGGACACAUCUCCGACAGGAAGUCUGUACCUCCAGAAUCUGGACUUAAGUGUCAAGAAGGGCUCUUUAUUUGUUGUGGUUGGAAAAGUUGGCUGUGGGAAAAGCUCCUUAUUGUCUGCUAUUGCUGGAGAGCUAAACAGAGUCGGAGGCACUGUGUACGUCCAAGGAAGAGAGCAGGGGUUUGGGUUGGUUUCCCAGGAGCCUUGGAUCCAGCAUGCAACUGUUCGAGACAACGUUUUGUUUGGAAAGGACUUUUCCAGUGACUUCUAUCAAGCUGUGCUCGAGGCUUGUGCCCUCACUGCAGACCUCAAUGUUUUGCCGAACGGAGAUCAGACGGAAGUGGGAGAGAACGGCGUGACGCUCAGCGGAGGCCAGAAAAGUCGCCUCACUCUGGCUCGAGCUGUUUACAUGGACAAGGAUGUCUAUCUGCUGGACGAUCCUUUAGCAGCCGUGGAUGGAGACGUGGCUCAUCAUCUCAUGGAGAAAUGCAUUUUGGGAAUUCUUAGGAACAAGACCCGAAUCCUUUGCACUCACAGGGUUGAGUUUGUGGAGAAGGCGGAUGUGGUGAUGCUGAUGGACAGAGGGACGGUGGUAAAAACGGGAACACCACAGGAGGUCUUAUCUCUGGUGAAGGAUGUGCCUAUGGGGAGCAGGAACGAGAGCGAAACGAACGAGAGAGGUGGCAUGGACCAGGAAGAAGAUCUGACCAAUGAGCCAGUUUCAGAGGAGGGGCUAUGCACCAUAGGGGAGGAGCAGAAGCAGAUGGGCACGCUUGCCUGGACAGUCUAUAAGUCGUAUUGGAUGGCAGUGGGCCGGUGUCUGGCUGUGUCUGUUCUGUUGUCUCUGCUCUUCAUGCAAGGGGCUAAGAACGUGUCAGAUUGGUGGCUGUCUUACUGGAUCUCCAACUCGAAAGUCAAUGGGUCUGAACUGGUGUCUCUGACAGCGAGUCGUCUCUCUGCCCUAGUGCUUCUCUCUGCAGACUCCCUUCUGUUUCCUUCACCAGCCAGAGCCUCGUUUGGAAAUACGAGCUCCGAGCUGAAGUUCUACAUGACCGUGUACGGUUCUCUAGCCGCAGCCAAUACCGUCUUCACCGCGGCCCGAGCCUUCCUGUUCGCUUACGGCGCCAUCCACGCUGCCACGGUCAUCCACAGAAGACUGCUGGAUAAUGUUCUUAAGGCCACGGUGGCGUUCUUCGACACCACUCCUCUGGGCCGAAUUCUCAAUCGCUUCUCCUCUGACAUCUACAGCGUGGACGACUCGCUACCUUUCGUCCUGAACAUUCUCCUCGCUAACGUUUUCAGUUUGUUGGGAAUGCUGGUGGUGAUGAGCUACGGGCUCCCCUGGGUUCUGCUUCCUUUAGUUCCACUCGGAGUGCUUUACUACCAAACUCAGAGGUUUUAUCGCCACUCAUCCCGUGAGCUCAAGCGCUUGUGCAGCCUCACCCUGUCUCCGGUCUACUCGCACUUCUCCGAGACCCUCAGUGGCCUGGCGACGGUGAGGGCCAGCGGACACACUGCCAGGUUUGAGGAGGAAAAUGAGAGAAGGUUGGAUCAGAACCAGCGCUGUGUGUUCAUUGGAAACGCCGCCAUGCAAUGGCUGGACAUUCGGCUGCAGAUGAUUGGGGUCACCGUAGUGACCGGGAUCAGUGUAAUCGCUGUGAUCCAGCACCAGAACAAAUCCGUGGAUCCAGGAAUGGUGGGUCUGGCUCUGUCCUAUGCCCUUUCCAUCACGAGCCUGCUGUCAGGACUGAUCUUCAGCUUCGCCCAGACCGAGAUGCAGCUGGUGAGCGUGGAGCGUACGGAGGAAUAUUCCACCUGCGUUCCCCUGGAACCACAGCAUGGCAAGGCAGUGGUUCCUGCGUCCUGGCCUGAGCUCGGCCGAGUGCAGUUUGACGCAGCUGUGUUGGCAUACCGGCCUGGAUCUUCCAACGCUCUGGAUGGCGUCAGCUUUACAGUGAUGCCUGGGGAGAAGGUGGGUAUUGUUGGACGCACUGGCUCGGGGAAAUCUUCUUUGUUCCUGGCGCUGUUUCGAAUGGUGGAACUGAAGCAGGGACGCAUUCUGCUGGACGCAGAAGACAUCGGGCAAGUCGCUCUCUCUGAGCUGAGGUCCAAGCUGGCCAUCAUCCCCCAGGAUCCCUUUUUAUUCUCCAGCUCGGUGAGGGAGAACCUCGACCCCUGUGGGCGUCACCUUGAUGAUCAGCUCCUUAACGCUUUGGAUCAGUGUCACCUUGGAGAUGUGGUUCGAAGAAUAGGAGGUCUGGAUGCUGCAGUCGGAGAAAGAGGAAAGUCUCUGUCGGUUGGCCAGAGGCAGCUGAUGUGUCUUGCUCGGGCUCUCCUGACCGAAGCCAAUAUUUUAUGUAUCGAUGAAGCUACAGCCAGCGUCGACCACAAGACCGACAUGCUUCUGCAGAAAACCAUCCGAGAAAGAUUUAAGCACAAGACGGUGCUCACUAUUGCGCAUCGACUCAAUACCAUCAUGGACUCAGACAGGGUUCUGGUGAUGCAUGCUGGGAAGGUGGUGGAGUUCGACAGCCCAUCUGCUCUGCGCCAUAAAGACACCAAGUUUUUCAGAAACCUUUACACCGAAGAGACGAACGAGGGAUUGUGUCCCGAUAACGGCGAUGCUACAUGAGCUCUGAUCAGAGCACUGAUCUUCAUCAGGUGUUCAGUGGGUUUACACCAUGUUUGUGUUUUGAUAUUUAACAAGUGUCCUGAUUGUGUAGCAGUUUCCAGUUUUAUUAAAUUGAUGGUUUUUUGAGGAA